Molecule: messenger RNA, 1284 nt
Organism: Cercopithifilaria johnstoni
Lineage: Eukaryota; Metazoa; Nematoda; Chromadorea; Rhabditida; Onchocercidae
Source: the annotation of a GenBank genome assembly
AUGGGAGACGUCAAUAUCGAAUCCACAGAGGUGAGAUGUGAACUGCCAACAUCUGCAAGUCACAAUUCACCUGUUUGUUCAGCGCAGAGUUCACCAUAUUCUUCCAAUAUUAGUGAAUCAGAAAUUGAUAUUUCGUCGUUAUCACGGCAUUCAUCGUGUUCAUCAUUAAACCAACAAAAUGCACUAUCGCUGCCAGCAGUAACAACGAAUUCUACAUCACCAAAUCUAAUUUUAAAUGGGGGGUGUAGGAGUAUCUCAAAAACUUAUAAUAAUGGACGGGUCGAACAAGACGGUGCAGCACGUACUCGUCUAUCUUGCAUUCCUGAUAGUGCAAGUGAUGAAGAUAUAACUGCAGAAGAUAGUAGCAAUAACAGUUUUGGUGCGCAUUUUCGUUUCGAGCGACAAAACACUGUUGAACAAAGCGGCAUUAAAUUGCGUUCAGUGAAUGGUGUUACUCGAAGUGGAAAUGAACCGGAACGAAAAACUUCGCUACCACGUACUUUUACACCAUCCCCUAGUGUUUCGGGACGAUCAUCACCAGCAUGUCAUCCGGUACCUUCACAUUCACGUGUUGCAAAUAUACGUCGAGAAAGUAAUUGUUCAAUUGAAAGCGAACUUGCCCACGAAAGACUAAUGCAGUUCGCCCAACAGGUAUCUUUGGGAUUUGACGAUUUCAGUAUCGGAGAUAGUGCAGAGCGAAAAAGAACGCAUUCCCUUUCGGAGCCGAUUUCUGUUUUAACCAAUGCUUUCAUCCCGCACAGUUGUUCACCAUCACCGACACGAUCAGUUGAUAUACAAAAGCAGUGUUAUUCACCCUCAACGCAACAAGUUGUUCGUAACAACAUCACUUAUUCGCCAAGUCCAAGUCCAACACCUAGUCCUACGCGGCUUACAAUGCGAAGUCUGAGUCCUAUAGCCGUUCGCCAAGUGAUAAAACGUCGAUAUACCAGUUCAGCUGGUUGCGAAUUAGAUUCUGAUCAACGUGCAACACGGAUAGCGAAACGACUUUGUCAGCAAUCUCAUGUUAUAAGCCGUGGAUGCGUUUCUCCGCUUGCAUUGGAAAAUUCGGCAAGUUCCUCCGAAUCGGCAAUUAAAUCUCCGGAAUUGGCGAAUCCCUUUUCCUUUCCUUUUCCUCGUCUUCUGGUUGAUCCAGCAAUCGAAGUUAAAAUCUCUUCUCCUCCGAUGGAACUUGAUGACGAUGAAGACUCAGUGAGUGAACAGAGAACAGGUUCAAAGGGAUCAAAUGGCACGGGCAAAGCAGCACAGAUGAAAAAAGGCGAAUGA